Messenger RNA from Xyrichtys novacula (pearly razorfish), 24778 nucleotides. The record is from the annotation of a GenBank genome assembly. NCBI's taxonomy places the organism in Eukaryota, Metazoa, Chordata, Actinopteri, Labriformes, Labridae.
UCAAAUUAGGAUUAAACUUUAGGGCUGGGACUAUAUGCUUUUCUCCCGAUUCCAUUCUUCUACGAUUUUUUGGAUGUUAAUUCGAUUUAAAUUGCAAUUCAACGAUAAUGUCAAUUUUCUUGAUUUUUAGUCCGCAUUUUUAACACCAGUGAAACAGUUGAAUGAUUGCGAUUGUCUACUGACUAUUCCAAAACUAUAUUUCCCCCCAAAAAUACACAUCACAUGUAAGUCAGUUUUUAAGAUUUACGCUUGAAUUUGGAGAGAAAAAAAAGAUAAUUUUUGAAUAUAAAAAUCGAUUUAAAAAUUGUAAAACUUUUUUUUUUCUCCCACCCUUAUUAACUUCACAAUUUAGUUCACAAUAAAAUCAAAACCCUUUUUUUCUGUUGGUAUUUUCACUCAGGCAAUGUUUUAACACAUACCAUGUUGUAUUUUGUGGUUGCUUUAUCUCUGUUUUCUUCAAUUUGAUUAUGAAUCACUUAGUUUCUUAUGAUCUAACACUACUUUUUAAUUUCGGCUCUAUUUCUCUCCUUUAGCCAUUAACCACCGUUAUAAAAAAUUGUGCUCUUCAGAUAAAUGGAAUUUCUUUUAAACUAGCUUUUGUUGUUUACAGAUCCUGUUGGAAGUUAUCCCCUUGUGCCUCAUCAUUAACAGAAAGAAGUCAAAAUCACUAACUUUAUAAAUGUGCCUCACUCUUUUUACUUAGAUUGGUUUAAUAUGACGUGUUUGAUCUUACUCUCUCUUGGGUUCUUGCUGUUCAGAAUUGCAAGUCAGUAUUAAGUAUGAUUACAGGGUUUUGGCCAAUCAGAGCAAGAUAAAAAAGUUUGUUAAGGUAUGCAAGGUAUGAAAACUCAGUCUCAGUGCUCUGAGGUAGUGUGCAAAAAAAAAGAUGUUGUUUUGGUUGUCACAGGUAGGUAGACAGACCAGAUUAAGUGUAAACAGCUCCUAUACGAAUCCUCUUGUGUAUUCAAGUGCACAGCAGUGAAAAACAAACACUCUCAACUUACUAUGACACGAGAUUCUGCUCUGUGAGUAUACUAUUUGAGAUGACAGAGGCUGAAGCCAACCUCAUCUGUCAGUGUGCAACACAGAAAAGCUGCCCUGACGUCACAGGGUUAUCUAAUAGAGACACCCAUGGGCAUCCUGGAGUAGGUGUCUCCUUAUAUUAGUAUAUCAGGGUCUAAAAAAUACCAAUUCAUCGUAAAAACAAGAAAUAAUUGUGAGCAAACUACAUGUUUCGCCUGUAGCUGAAAACUUUCCAUGGGGAUAAACAGGAAUAAAUCUGAAAUUUACAAAAUUGAAGGUUGGCCCUCAUCAGGGAACUUGAAUAUAGUUAGGAGCAUAUCGACGGACAAAUAAACCUGAUUGACAAGAUUUGCGACAGCGUUCACAGGGAAGAGGUUAAAAACUUUUCAAGUAAGGGUGUGUUUGAAGGAACCGUGACGGCUCUGCGCAGAAAAGCCCCAGAAUUUGAAGGAACUUUGCUGCGCGGCAUCAUCGCCGUACCUGUGUCUGAGUGCUUCAAACUCACUGGCUCUAACCAGUCUUGCUUCCUGUUCCCCCGUCAUAUCCUGAUGAAGCCUCUGCUGCUCUUCUCUCUCUCUCUCUCUCUCUCUGUCUCUCUCUUUGCAGCUCGUCCUCCAGUCUGCCAGAGGUUUUGCUGUUACUCUGCGAGACUUAUGAGCGUGUCCAUGUGUGUGUGUGUGAGAGAGAGAGAGAGAGAGAGGAACACACCACUGUACCCCAUCACACUGCCUACCCACCUACCUACCUAACUACCCACCUACUGCUGCUCUGCCGUUGCCAUGGAUACAGUGCCCUCUCUCGCCCCUCUCUCUCUCUCUCUCUCAUGGUGGGUAUGGAGGGAUGGAGCGUAGAGGAGAGGAGAAGUGGCUCUGGCUGCUGCCUCUGCGUCAUAUUCAUACCAGUGCAGCUGAGAACUGCCCCCCCCCUCUUUUUUCCCCAUCCUUCCCUCCUUCCUUCCUUCUCAUCAUCCAAUUUGCACACAGCUAGCCCCCCCCCUUCCCUCCAUUUGUGUCUCCUAUCUGCAUCUGCUCAUCUCUCUCUCUCUCUCUCUGUUUCUCUCUCUAUCCUCUUCUCUCUCUCUUUCUCUGUUGGCGCAGCUCGGUUUCCUCUGCGCGGCUGGCUGACCCGGGCGGACUUUUUUCGAGCGAGCGUGGGCGCACGGGGAAGACAAAAGGUAAGCGUUUAGAUGGAGGAUGUUUAAGAGUGUUUGUGCAUGAAAGAAAAAAAAAAAGAAAAGGAGAGGGAAAAAAGAAAGAAAGAAAGGAAAAGAGGGAGGGAGGGGGGCAGAACAGCUGCAAGACAAAAGAUGGAGAGGUAAGCGUUGCUGGCGUGAACUCACCUGAGAUAACAAGUGUGCCGCCAGGUGCUUUUGCGAAAAGGUUUUGCUGAUGAAAAAGGUUGUCAGUGCGUGUGCGAAAGUGUCUGCUACAAGAGGACAACACGCAGGAGAGUGUGUUUGUGUUCAGGCAGUGAGUGUGUCUGCGCGGAUGCACUUUGCUGUCUGUCACACAGUGUUGUGAAGCUGCUGCAUGUUCCCACAGUGGAGAGAAGGAGGCGAACAGAGGGGGGAACUUCAUUAUUCUCAGAGUGCUUUUUUUGGGGCGAUGUGUGGAUGUGUUGACAGAGCGGGAAUCUCUGUGUCUGCAGGAGUGUGAGGACAAGAGGAGAGGAGAGAGAGAGAGAGGGGAGAGAGAGAGAGCAUGCCUGACAGUGGUGAAGUGCUCAGCUUCAAAGCCUAAUCGCUCCUGGAAACAGAAGCCAUUUCCCAAAUCACAUUCACACACCCCUCCUCUGUUUCCUCUCCCUUUUCUUCUUCUCCCCUCGCUUCUUGUCUCUCACACUCUCCUUUGUUCGGAGUUCCUCGUUUUUUACAGAAGCAGAAUUUUCCCCUGUAAAUGUCAAACCUGCAGAUCACAACCUUCACACGCACAAAGGACUGACACGGUGACAGGAGAGCGGCGAGAGAUGAGAGCGAGAACCUUGCUGGAACAGAAAAAUAGGCUCAAAGUGUGUGAAAUGAAAAGAAGGGGGGAGAGGAGAAGUAAAGGAGGCCCGCAGGGUUCUUCAUUGUGUCUCGGCCCGGAGAACAGUGUCUGACACCGUGUAUGACAUUUAGCUGUGAUGCUGCUGACUGCCUGCGUGCGGGUGUGUGGGGAAUGUGCCUGUCAGCUUGCGUUUCAGUGGAGACAGUUGUUUGUCUGCUGUUAGUAGAUUGGUUGUGAGUGACAGACAGCAGAGAUCUGAGGCUUGUUAGACUGAGCUUUGACACACAUGAGGGGGCUUUUUGUUAGCGCACAAGACGUAUGGAUACACAGCAGCGGUUUUCCCACGCUUGGACCAAAGUAGCUUUUUACUGACACAAACUUGGAACAUUUUAAGAUUUAGACGCCACGUAAAAGUGGAUAUUACUACAGAAUUUUUUACAAGUGCACACUUUAUGGGGUUUAUUUGAUGCCUUUAUAGAGAGAUUGGGCAGUGGAUGGAGGAAAGUAAGAAGAGGGAGUGGGGAAUAACACGGGGGCAAGUGCCACAGGUAGGAGUUGAACUUGCACCACCCACUUUCAGGGCAGAGGAUUUAACCUUCCACCCAAACUGAUGCUCCACAAAUAUCUCUAAAUUAAAGCCAUUAAAUAAUUUUCACCUUAUUUUGAUCUAUUUUAACAGUUUCUCCAUUCUUUGAGAUUUUCCGAAUUUUUUUUCAAGUUUAUUUGAGUUGACAAACAUAUUUUUUAUUGUUGUUGUGACGAACUUUUUAUUGAACAAUUUCAAUAUAACAUUACUAACAUAAUGCCAUUGCCCUGGCAUUAAAGAUUUCAGUAAGAAAGGAAAAAAACAGAAGAAAAAAAACAUAUUUGAUUGUAAAAAAGAAAAGAUCUAAAUGAGGUUUUCUUUGGAAAAGGAUAGACGUCACACUUUUAAGCAACAUCUCUUGGAACAAUUUAAAGGAAAACUUGACUCCUGUCUUUACUUGACCAAAGGUUUAAUGACUAAUUGUACAAAAAACAUCUUUUCAAGUUAUUUUUAGCUGCUAAACUGUCUUUUUCAACCUGUUAAUGACGAUUUUUUACCUCAGUAUUCAAACUAUUAGUCCAUGAGCUUUAUUUAACUGGUUCGGCUGCUCUUAGACUACCUUUAACGCUCUCUUAAUUGCACAGAGAUCUGCGUUAAUGCUGCUACACUUGUUCAUUAAAUCCUUAUUUCUGUUUUGCCUGAUUAGUUGAGCUUCUCUGCAGUUUUACCGAGCACAACCCCAGGGGUUCCCUCGAGCUACAGGUACCGAUUUUUCUGACAUUUCCGCGCUUCACUUUUCUGCGUUUGUAUUUUUCUCUCCGGGUUAAGAUGAACGUUUUUCCCCGUUAACAUUUCUGUCACUUUGUCUUCCAUUCAGUCGUAGUAAACUGAAAGCUAAGGCUCUGGCAGUCAUCCAUCUGACGGGAUCAGACACAUGAGCAACAAAGACAUCCAGCUCAUUGGUGUCAGUUCUGUGCUCGUGUGUUUGUGUAGUGAAGUGUGAGAUUAUGAGAUUAUUGGCUGGCAGAACAGGCUCGCUUGAGCUGAGAGAAGUUAUGGGAUGAACAGGAAAAAGGGAAACCAGAGCCGUGGAGGAGGGAGAGGAAAUGAAACAGAAUCAAAUCAAGCAACAAUGAGCUGCAGGAAAGGUCAAGGUAAUAUCAACAGGACGAGGAGAUUAAAUUGACAGAGUGAAGUGAGAUUAAAAAGGGAGGAAAAAGAGGCAGAGGCUGCGGGCUAAAGCGUCUGCAGCAGAGUCGGAUUGUUUACACGCUGCUCCUGUUGGGUUUGAGCGUGUGCGCGGUUGCAUGUGCACGCUCUUCCUGCCUCCCAUGGGUCUCCAGUGUCCCCGCGCUCCAGGUGGGCUUUGCAUUUUUAAUCGAUACUGUCUGUAGUGAUUAACACCAGUCUUCUCUCAGCAGCAGCAGAAAGGCAGGAGGAGAAAAAAGGAGAGGGAGACAGAGAGAGAUGGAAAACUGUCACAGAACGAGGCAGGGUGUGUGUGUGUGUGUGUGUGUGCAACAGAGUGUGUGUUCAUGUGUGUUUGUUUGGCAGUAAUGACCCUCUGCCUCUGGGCUCCUACUGAGUAUGUUUAUCUCCCACAGCAGCAGCAGGCAAAAAUGGACGAUGCAUCACUGCCACACACACACACACGAUAACACACACAUGUGCACAUGCACACACCUUGUACAUUUUUCCUCUCCCUUUGCUUUGCUCUAAUUGCCUCCCUCCUGCAUUCUCCCCCUCUCACACGCACACAGAUCCUCGCUCCGUUCCUUAUUACUUACUCCAGUCUCACAUACUGUACAGAGGCUUUCUUCCUGUCUCAUUUUCCCUCCCACUUGUGUUGCAAUAUGCCUAUUAAUGAUGCAGCUAGAGCAACCUCUGCCAAGUUCCUGCCUCUGACAGAGAGAGGAGUGUAGUUGUGCUGUACAUGCCCUGCUUUGUACCACUCCCUCUAAUCUCUCCACCCCUCUGCCUGUCUUGUUUUCCCUCAGAGUUAGCCCAUGCGAGCAGCGGCGUGUGGACUGAGUGCAGCUGUUUCGUUCCGAGCAGAGCCCAACAUGUGAGAAGAUGUCUGUUGGAGGUUGUGCUUGUCCUGGUGAGUGUCUACUUAUUUUCUUUUUUUGCUCUUUCUGUUUUGUCCCUCUUGUUCUUCUUCUUCUUCCUCUUUCCCGCUCCGUCUCUGUGCUCAGUGGUGCUGUCAGAAAGAUGACUUAUGUAAAAAGUGCUGCAAAGCCGCCCAGGGCCAGUGUCAAGCUGUGUGAGUGUGAGUUUUGUUUGCGCGUUCAUGCUUUUGUGUGUCGGUGAAGCGCUCGCAACACAUGUCCUAAAACAAGGUUAUGGACUGAGGCUACCACACACUGGGAUUGAGUUGUUCAGCAGAGCCUCUCAGUCACGCUAGCUUGCUGUGCAGCAGAUCAAUGGCUCUUUCAGUUUCACCACACAGAGAGACACUGAGGUAUCAAUAAGUACUUCACUCGCUGACUCUUUUCGCUGUUUGUCUCGGCUUUAUCUGGCAGCUGUAGGCCUGCUUUACGUUUGAAAGAGUUGCUUUAAAUCCAUUUUCUGUCAACGUCGGAACUGCUUUUUGUAUUUAGUCUAAAAAAACAUGUAAUACACUCACGCUUGUCCAUCUCAUAAUGAGUCCAUGUGGUUAAUUUGCUUUUUUAAAGCUCCUGCAACAUAAUUUAUGAGACACCUACCCCCUGACAUUUGACUUUAGCCUUAAAAAAGAAACAAUUAGAAAUACUCAAAGUUUUUCUUGAUGGUCUUGUUGUCUUUUGUAGGUCAGAUGGAGGCACUAAUGUUAAUUUCAGUCUUUUCUAUGACCGAUAAAAAACUCUUUACAGUAGCUUUAAUGUGACGAGUUAUUACCUGAAUCUUCUUGGUGCAGUUUUGAUAUCAUCCAGCCUGUUGUUGUCACUAACUCUAUAUGCACAGUAAAGUCUAUCUUCUACAUUCACACCUUCUCCUGUUAGCCUGUUACGUCACAUACUAAAGUAAUCCACAAAGAAGUUAGCAAGAGGCAAACUGACAGUGAAUCAAACGGUAAAAACACAAACAAUUUGAUAUCUCUGAACCUUUCGUACGUCUUUGUGUUAUUCUGACAGGUUGAGGUUUCGUUUGUGACCCAAUUUCUGUCGACACAUUUAUGCUGUUUGACUUAUGAGGGACAGCUUAGUAUGUGAACAGGGGAGCACAGGCAGAACUUAGACCAGUUUGGGGAUAAUGAGAGGUACGGAAUGACUUAGUGCGGUUUUAUUUGGACUGAUAUGUCAUAUUUUGUCAGUCUGUGAUCCCUGAGUUUUAUUCUGUAAGAUUACUUUUUUCUUUCCGCUCCUUCUUCCUUCCUUUUUUAAAAACAUGGGACAGGUGGAGAAGGGGAUUAUUUUUCUUAAUUCGAGCUUUAUUGAAGCUGGUGCAGCUGUGAAAGAGAGGAAAGUUAUGUGACUAAGAAAAGACGGAAACAUGCAGCAAAGGGUUAAGAGCUGGAAAUCAAACUCAGGAUUUUAAUGUAAACAGUCUACCUGGUGAACCACAAACACGCCCUUCUAGUGAGCCUCUGAUAAAGACUACAAGUCAAAUACUUACUAUUGUGCAAGUGUUUUAAGGGUUAGUAUCCACACUUUGAGCAAAAGCAGUGAAAUGUAGAUCUCUGUUCGACCGUCUGCGACAUGUUUGAGCAAUUUUUAUCAAGUAAAUCGCUUAAUCUUUCCUCUUCCCCGUUUUGAUCCUGCUCGACUUGGAAGCAAUCUCUCUCAAACAGUACCCCGGUGAGAGCAGGCGGGCCACACAGCAACCCUCACAGCGCCGAGGGGACGGGCACAAGGGAGCAAGUAACAGAUAGAAAUUGAAUCGCAGUGUCAGCUCAGGGGGAUCUCAGAGAGGCCUGAUUGAAUUAAAGUGUCAGUUUCAUUUUAAUGGCGCUGUUCUGAUUCAUUGGUAGUCAGCUAUCAGAUGGAAUAAAAUUAGAGAAAGGCUCCGACUUGAUGUUCUCUUCUCUGUAUCUCGCUUCCUCCUGCAGCUUCGCCUGGGAUCUCUGCCUCCUUCUGCUCCCUCUGUUGACAGACCAGAAACUUUUAAUGGCAGCCACAUGUUUUUGAGAGGAAAAAAAAAAAAGGGGUCGAACAGCAGAUUUGACAUGAGCACAAAUGUUCAGACUCUCGCAGGUUUUCACACGCAGUAACACCUUCAGGAGGAGCCGACUAGGACAUGUUACGGCUGGUGGAUCUCUCAGAUAACGACAUUGAUCAACAGCAGUCUCUCUCUCUCUCUCUCUCUCUGCCUUUGUGUGCGUGCUGUAAAUCAUUACAUUUGAAGGCUGGUUUGUUUACAUUCCUGUAUGAUGGUGGAUGGAAGAUCCUCCCCGUCCCUUUUGUGUGUGUGAAGCUGCAUCAGAAAAAACAAAAUCCUCUCUCUCUCUCGUUCUAACAUCACUUUCUCUUUUCAUCUGCACUCAGUCUUUGUGUUGUUUUUGGGUCAGAGCGUUUUUUGGAAACUGAGGAAUCUGAAGUGAGCGUAUUUGCAUGUGGCAGAAUGUGGGCCAUAAUGAAGAACAGACUUCUCCUGUCUGUCUGGUUGGUUGACAGCGCUGUGACAUCCCGCUGUUGUUGUGACUUUGCUGUGAAUCAGCCUUUUUAGGGCUUUGUUCGCCGCAUGAAGGAGAUCCGUCCUAACACAUCGGAGCCAAUCACAUCCUUUGUUCUGACUAAAUGGUAAAAAUAGAUUGCCUGUGAGCCGAAGAUACCCCCCCCUCUCUCCCUCCGCUUCACUCUCCCAUGCACCCACACAAGCAUGCCUUCCCUUCUUCUCACCCCUCCCUCCCAUUCCUGCCUCCCUCAUCUCACUCUCUCUCCCCCUCUUCCUCCUCUUUCACCCUCUCAUCCUGCACUCGCUGCCUUUUUUGCAGUCACAGUGCUGUUACCUCAUGCAGAAAGUCACAUGGCUCCUGAUUGGAGAAAAGUGACUUAAAGCAGAGCCAAGAUGGCAGCCAAACAGCCAGCGCUUUUUUUUUUUGAUUACCGUUACACAACAACACGACUGCCUCAGCUUUAUCUCGCCGCGCUGAAAGCCUGCGCCUCUCUUUCUUUCUUUUUUCCCCACUUCUUCUUCUUCUUCUUCUCCUGCCUCGUAACACCCCCCCUCCCCUCCUCUCUCUCCACCAGAGUGAGUCUCUCAGAUCUUGUUUGCAAGAUCAAAAUGGCUGUGUGUGCAGAGGCAGAGAGAGAAGGAAUGCGUGGGAGACAGAGAUGCUGGGGAGUCAGAGAGAUGGUGGUGGUGGUGGUGAGGAGGGGGGGCUGUAAUGAUGUCACAUCUGCUGCAGGCCGACAGGAUGGCAGAGAAAAGCUGCCAUGCAGCUCAGAAGAGGAGGGAGGAAACUAAAUGUGUGGGAUGGGAAGAGUGAUUUUCUAUCAAAGCGCACCUUUAUUUGUGGGAGCUGUAGCAGCGGUGGAGUCUUUACAACAUGAGAGCGAGGCAGUAGUCAGAUAGAGGCUGAUGCUGGCAGAGAGCAGGAGACAAAAGGUGUGAGCACAGACGCAGAGUUGUUUGAAAGCAUGGCGCUGUGUCUCUUUGCCGUCUGUGUACGUGCUUUUGCGUGAGUUUAAAGAUAUUUCUGUCUCUGAACAGAAUUAUGACCUUUUAUUAAUGAAGGAGUUUUUCAAAUCUUGGUUAAUUUAUGACUUGUGAGAGAUGCAUUUGAGGUUACUUAACGGGUUUUCAAACCCACUGUGAACAUUUUUUUUAUUAUCAAGAUUUAUUUUGAGGUUGUUUUUGUCUGUUAUUGACAUAUAGAGGUCAGUGGAUAGAUACAUGUAGGAAUAAAGCCACAGGGUAGAAUCGAACCUGGGCCGCUGAGACCGCUAAGCUUUUCUGUGAAGAGAUUUUUAUAUGAUGAACACCUCUAUAUGAUAUACAAAAGCACACAAAACUAUUAGAAAGACCGAUUUUCAUCUAAACCGGUAAAUCUAAAGCCUGUCGCUGCUGCCUAUCAGAGCGAUAUGCAGACCUGACAUGAAUUUAUUUUUCAGGAAAAAGAGUCAAAGGAGGUGAUUCAUUUGAAAGUUGGAUAAGCAAAAUGUUUUCUUAUCAUCAAAAAAAUGCUGCUACACAAACCUCACGACUGCUUUAGGGCUUAACAAGAUGCAAUUUGACCAAUGCAGCUGCAAAGUGCGCAUGUGCAGUCCUCAAUCCAAUACAGUCCAGUCCUCUUUAUUUAUACAGUACAUAGCAACAAACAGUAAUGUAUAAAAAAUUCUGCACAAAAAAAUAAAUAAAUAGAACACAUAUGAAGACAGUGAAAAAACCCGCUGAGUAACAGACGGCUAUUAGACGUCUAGUUUUUUUUAAACCUAAUUUCAACCGUCUAGAUUUUGUAUAUUUCUAGACGGAAUUUGGACGUUUCACUUUCAUCCAUUAUUCGAUAACUAAGAGAACCUGGAGAAUUUGACUUUUCUGUAGCUCUGAGAAGCACCUGAAUGUGAAGUCUACCAUCAGUGGUUAGUGAGAUGCUCUCUGCUUGCUCGAGACUCUUUGUAGUGAGCUGGUAGGACACAACAGUGGACAGGGUAGGAAAUGGAGUGAGCGCAGGAGUGAAAGGGACACCGGCUGGUUUACUGCUGGAGGCAUAACCUCCUGUAAAUGAAGACAGCGUUUAGACGGUGGACUUCAUAAAUACACUGUUGCUUGAUUAAAAAUACCUAUUUGGACUUGUCUUUGGUGUCAGAGGUGAAUAGUGCCCUCUGUAGAUUUGAGUGAGUAUAUGCAAAUUAAAGCAAAUGUUGACAUUUAACAGAUGAAAAAGGUUUUAUAUUGAGGUUCAAUCAGAGCAGAGUCUGACUCAUCAGGCUUACACAAUUUGUAUUUAGGAUGAGAGUGAUAUUUCACUUUGUGUGACGUGAAUGAGGAGCUUUGAUUUAGAUAGAGUUUUCAUUUUCCUCUAAAACCAAGUGCUUUGUUUUCCUCGUCUCAUUAUUCCCCAUCUGUGAGGAAGCUUAAGAAAGUCUUUGCAUACCAUCAUCUCUGCAGUCUGUCUCUGUGUUGUUCACUUUAAGACGUGGCAGUAAAACCGAGUGUUCAGGGUUGUGAAACAAGGUGAGAGAAGCGAGUGAAGGACACUGUCAUUUAUUCCUCUGGAUGUUGCAGUGAAAAUGUCUACAGUCCUCGCUGCCUCGUGCACAGGUUUGACUCCAGCCUCAGCUCUCUGCUGCACGUCAUCCUCGCUCUCUCUUUCUUUCUUUCCUGUCUCUCUUUUAUGCUCAAUCGCCAUGGAAACAAUCUCACACAAAAAGGUCCAAACCUUGAUGAAAUCUCCCUUCGAGAUUGGCUAACUGACCGUCGACUGCUGUCAUCGUCCACAACAGCAGCCCUCACACACCAGCUUUCUCUCCUUAUCACUCUUUUUAUCUCGAACACAUGCAGUUUAACUUCCUCCUGUCAGACACAGCGGCCCCCUCUGGGUGCUGUCUUGUGGCUAUCACCACCAGGCAGGUGCCACAACAGUUUCCCUCACAGUUUUCUGCUUCCACUGUGGUGUGGAGAAAAGCUGCAGCAGGAACUGGAAACAGGCCGUUUACUAGAGCUCUCUUCAGAUUUCCUCUCUAAAGCCUCACUGUCCUUAUCAUCGCCUCACCACAGGUACAUUAUAUCUAGUGUUGUGUCGUUGGUGAACGAUUUGUUCAAAAGAACCAAAUCUUUUAAGUUAAUGCACCAAACCAAAUCACUUUUGUUCAUUUCUCACUUCAGUUGAGCUGAUGUGAGAAACAGCAUUGCCAGGCGAGCAGCCGGUGAAUGAGGGACCACAUGCACCAACGCCUGAAUCACUUGGUGAACGAAUCACGCAUUAAACUACACUCUCUGGAAUCAUUUUUGUCGGACAAGACUACCUAUUUUUUCACUGAUAAAUUUCCACCACCACAAUUUGCAUUCAAUAGGACACAGCAUUUGACAAGUAGUGCAUUAAACCCACAACAUCCUAUCAUUGGAGUGGUUUGCGAGGGAACGUUGUAUGUUCAGUGUGAAUUCUUCAAAACGUUCAGUGAACAAAUCACUCACUGACCCCAAUUUACCGAGCAGACCUGAUAAAUAGCAUACCAUAGGAGAGUACACUUAAAACAUCAUGACUUAUAAACAAGUUCAUUUUUAUAAACCUGUUUGCCAAAGCAACACAGCCAAACACUCGUGUCUUCCAGUCCCAGAAGCUUUGAAUUGAACUGAAUCCUGAACCGUUCAGCUGUGUAUCAGUUCAGGAGGUCGGAGUGGAGUGAAGGGUUAAACAGGCAUCUCAUAUAUCUGCAACAACUGUGCAAAGAGACAAACCUCUCAAGAGAAGGUCAAAGGAGGAGAUUUGAACAGUUUUAGGUAGUUUCCAGUCACUACCUAAGCAUAUUUUUGCUUAAAAUGCCCACCCCUUUGUGUAAGUUAGAUGGAGUAAUUUGUGUGGAGUUUUAUUCCUGGAACUUUCUUGACUCACAUCGAGGAAAUAUGACCAAAAAGCUGCUUCCUUGCCUGUGACUAAAAAUGAUUGAAACCCUAAUUGAUCCGCUGCUCUUGAGUAAAAUAUACACCCCAAAGCAGCUGAUUGUAAUGAGUCUAAAUAGAGCAACAGAUUUACUAAAAUUAGGGGUUUUAAUGCUUAAGAACUGUUGUGAAUACUGUGGGGAAACUCCUGUCUCAUCUGCUGUUCUCUACUCUGAACAUCAGGAUGAUGUUUGCAGCGUUUGCCAGCAGAGGGUGAUGCUGUUCUGUCACAUUGAUGCUCGUGUCAGUCCAUCAACUCUGAACUGACUGCAGACUAGAAAAAACAUCAAACUAAAACUUAAACCUGCCAUACAAAACAACCUGAUUCAGUGUCUACUGUAACAAAAAUAUUUUUCUUUAGCAACGCCAAAGUUUACUUUUCAAGCUGUAAACUAUGAAAAAAACUUCAGAUUAAAACAAAUUAGUGAUAACAAGGUUUUGAGUGGCAUGUCCUGCCUUGGGGUGAUGGAGGUUGAUUGUGAUACAUAUCCAAAUAAGCUUACCAAUAUCCAGGUGUAAGAGUCAGCUGCAGCUGUGCAAGUCAAAACUAAUUUAAGAAACAUCCUCAAACUAUUUUAACGUCAGGAAUCCAAUUUGAAGCAGUAUUGUUGAUCGUUAGAUGUUGUUUCGAUGAUGUAGCCAACAAUACUCGUCAAAUAUGUUACUCGUGCAGUAAUCAGAUCUGAACUACAGCUGCUGCAGAUGAUGUCUAUCUGCUCUUUAUGCAUCGUGAAUGACCGCUGCUGGUCAGAUGUGUUUACUCUCUAAAUAAAAUGCUUGGCCUGGUGUCUCUCAUCUACUCUCCUGGCUCAUAUAAUUCCACAAACUGACGAGCAGCCCAAGUAAAAGCCUCAACAAAUUGAGUUUGAAAUGCACUCUGAGACCACAAAAGAUUUUCCGGUCUUCAACUAUAUUGCAUGUAAACAUUAGAGUGGUUAUUGAUUAAAAGUGAAGCAGCAGAUUAUACUCUUACAUAAUCUGGGUCUGUGGUAGGCUCAGGACUCCGGGCUGAAGGAUUUGAGUCAUCAGACAGGUCAGUCAUUUUUUGUAAGCCCUUAGAAAUGAAACGUAAAAUGCACGGUCUGUUUUGGUUACUAAUUAUUUGUCCAUGCAGCAGAUCUGAAUCACACCGAAUGGAUUUUUAAAAGGGGGAUUUGAAGUGAUUUGUCUUAUUAAUUACUGCACUCCUAAUGUCGGGAUGAACAAAAUGGUUAAAGACGACAAGUGCUUUGUUGACAUGGUAAAUUAUUUUCAGUGCUACAUCAUUACUCAUGAGUAUUAUGAUUUAAUUUGGUUUCAAUGGCACAAAUGUUUUAUUAAUCAUGCAAGUGGGAAAAAUAAAAAAAGAUUUCCAGGUUAAAUAUCGGUCACCAGGGCUCAAAUGUUACAACUGUACAGUGCAUAUUUUACUUUUUUAACUACACUGCAUAAACUUGUGUAUUGCCAUCUGCGGUCUUUACUAAAGUUGGUAUAACUAGAGGAGCAACGUUGUGUCUAACUCUGUGUUACGGUGUGUUUAACCCUAACUUAAUUUUACGCCGAAAUAUCCCUUAUAUACCUUUAGUUAUAAUGUACUGUGCAUAUUCUAAGGAACCUAUCAACUAUUAUGAAAAAAUUUGCUUUAAUAGGAAGACUGAGGAUAAAACUGAGUCGUUGUAGUGAGUGUUGUUGGUGUUCCUAAUGUUUAGUCUCCUUCAUAUUUGCUAAUGAAGUAAACAAGAAUAUCAGGAACAGAUUCAUUAUAACACCAGUACACCACUAUCACCCACUAGUUCUUCAUCAAUAAACUACAGUGCAGUAAUCACCUCCCUGAUCAUGUCAAUAAAAACUAAAAAUGCAGAGGAAUUAUUGUUGGAGCUAUUGUUUUGGAUUGCAUUAAAAGACUCAAGUGUUCCUAAUGUUGUGGCAGGUCGGUGUUGGUUCCUCCCACCUUGUUCCACCUCUGUGGACCCUGGUGCAGAUUGUGCAGGUCCUGGACAUCAUCACUAAUUGGGGGCCCCUGUCAGGGAGUCUGUCCGGCCUGUUUGUCCCGGUCUGUGAGCUGGGAUGGGCGGAGGAGUCUGGAGGAGGAGGCGGGGCCUUUGUUUGUUCGUGUCUCGGCUGGCAGGAACAAAGGGUCCUGUAGUAGAAAUAGUGGAUAGGUAGCACCUUCCCCCACUGAAGCGAGUGACAUUUUCAACAUAUCGGGGAUUUUAAAAUUGACAGGACCGUGGAGACACAGCCGGUGUUUUCUACUCUCCAUCCGCCGCCUUCCCGUUUCUCAUCGCCGGACUGUGUUAACCAACGGUCGGGGCUGGAGCGCUCCCCCAUCCAGCCGUUGAGGCUAACCGAGAGGCUAGGCGGCUAAACACCGAGCGGAGGUGUUGAGUAAACACCGCGUUUCGGUAGACCUUUCUCUGCAGGUAACUCAAACUUAAAGCCACUCGACUUUACAACAAAUUUGCCUCACUAAAAAGCUUAAAAACUUGUCUUAAACUAUCACAUGAAUUUAUAAGUGCGCGUUGAUGCUAACCGGAGUGUAGCAGCUAGCUAGAUGCAUAAUUUAGCAACCAUCCUCUGCAAACGGUUAAUGAACGCGGCCUUGUCGCUCAGUUUAUAUCUGCUUAUGUUUUAAAGUCUGCAGAUAAAGAGUAUCUUUAUGCAUGUCUGAGAUGAACCUCUGAGUUGACAGUAGUGUGCAGUGAAAAAUGUGUGUCUGCACAUUGCUUUGGAUGCUUUAUUGGAUUAGGGCCAGCCUCUGGAUGUACGCUAUUGUUUGCUGUGAACAGUUUGGGCGGACUAAACAGCAUCAAAGUCUCAUCGUUUAAAGUCCACCAUUACCAGAGUGGUUCUCCAUCUGCAGCUUUUACCAGACUUAAAUCAUGUGCAAACUGAAGAUGCUCACAGACUGGGGAAUAUAUGUGUUUAAAACCAUGUUGUUUAUAUGUGAAAUAUAUCUGUGAAAUGGUCAUUAUUUUCAUUUUCAUACUUUAUUUCAUUCAGUUAAGGAAAUAUCUUUUAACAUGAGAAUAAAAAGGAGCAGAAAGAAGAAAACUCUAAUAGAGUCUGCCCUCUUUCAUGAUAUAUUAAUCAGCUAAACACAUAAUGAAAAUAAACAACAUGCCUUUUUACAGUUCAAUAUUUCUUAUUAAAAAAACAAACCACAAAACGAACAGAAAAGACCUCGUAAAUUCACAUUUUUUCACAAAACAAACAUACCAAGACUUGAAUUAUUAACAUAUUUCCAUGUAUUUAUUUAACAUACUGGCUUUGACACUUUUUUUUUGAAGAUAAAUUUUGAUUUAGUUACUUUGUUCAGAUUGUUCUACAAACUCAUUUUUUUUCCUAAUAUUUCAAAUCCUUCUAAAUUAUAACAACUUUAUCCUUUUUCAAAUCGGCUCUGGUAAAAUUUCCUUAUGAGCUUUAUACAUAAAAUGCAACAUCUACUAACUCAUUGAAUUUCAACAACUGCAAUUCAACAAAAAUCUCUGCAUUGACAUUAGAUGCUUGUGUUAGGAGAGACUCUAUAAGCUGCAGAUUUAUGUCGAUCGGAUUAAUGCCCCUUUUUCCUUGGAUGUAUGUUAGUGUUUAUUUAGGGCGCAUAACUCCCUCUGUUUCAACUUUUUAUUGCAUGUCAGAGAAAAUUAGAUGCACACACUCAAAUGUCUUGUAAGGGAAUUUGUGUUGUGCAUCAGAUUUAACCAUGACUUUACAUAGGGGCUGAAUGCUGUCUGGAGCUGGUGGCUGCUGGUGUUGUAGAGGGUGGGCCGAUAGGUCAGAGGUAAAUGCUUUGAGAACCGUAGCUGAAUGCCCCCGGAGCAGGUUCACCCCCAUUGGACUAGGGAGGAGAGGGUGACCUGCCAUGACUCUUCUUGCAUGUAAGAAAAGAGCGAGAGUAAAUGAAGGCGGAGACACAGAGAUGGGGACAGAUCAGAGUUCACGGGGGCAAACUUAACCCGAGUGAUUCUUUUCUUUUUAGAUUUGACAACUUUAUUAGUGAGAAAGUCUACCUGCAGACUGGAUUAUAUUUUCCCUUAAUUUCCUAGCAAAAACUGCACAAUAUGCAAAUUUAGAUUACCCGGUUUGAAUGCAUUAUAAAGAGAACAAUACAAAUUUGAGUUAUCUUUCCAAAAGCACCACAUUGUGUAGUUUUAUUGCAAACCAUGUAAAUGAUGUGUAAUUUGCUGUCAGAUCUUGGCAUAUCCAAAGACUUGCGCGGUUGUUAGGGCCACUAAUUUUUCCUUGUGUUGCCUUCAGGGGCCCUUUGGGAAUACAAGAUUUACAUGCAGGUUUAUCAUACACAUCAGAGGGACAAACACAGGGUAUGCUUACAUCUUGAUGUUGACAGAAGACUGCAGAGUGUACUAAAUUCCUUCAGCUGACUUCACUUGUUUCUGUGUGGAAAAGCAGGGUAACUAACAACAUUGGCUGUGAUGUUCCAGUCUAGGUCAGAUACCAAAGGGUUGUUAUUCUUCAACAUCUCUGUCCUCCAUUGCCUACUUGCUUUGGUCAGACCUAAUUACAUGCAGCCGCUGUCUGUGUGAGGUCUCUUUGAGAAGCAAUAUAGAAUAGAUGUUUUCUCAAGGCCCUGAAUUGUUUGAGCAUGAAUGCUUUAUCCGGACAGACAAGGGUUAACAACGACCAGGGUAGCGAGUUGGGGGAUGGGUGGAAGAGGCAAACUAGAGGGGGGAGAUGCACGGUGCAGAGUGUGGGUAGGAUUACAUGGGGCUGUAUGCAGAGAAGAGGGUUCCCCAUAACAGUAUGGAGGUUGAAAGAACAUGCCACAACAACAUCUCAGCGUGCAUCCACCCAUUUCACUGAUUAUUUUCUCAGAUUGCUUCAGGCUAAUAAAUAUUCCUGUUUUUUUCCUCCCUCUGUGAUGAUUCGGUUUCUUGUCCAUUUACCAGAUUGAAGAUGCAUUAGGUAAUGAAAGCAGCAGGAAAUUGUUUUGGCAGCAUGCUUUUAUUGGAGUAAAUCUGGACAAAAUCAUCCAACAUUAGAUUACUUAGAUGACGCUGUGAUUUGAAUGAGCUAAAUCUAAAGUAAUCUAAAUCUCCUCUAAAUCUCUGCUCUCUUUUUUUCCCCCUCCUCUGCUGCUGUGUGCUUGUGCGCAGGCUGUUCGUCAAAGUCAUUCAAGCUGUACUCUCCUAAGGAGCCCCCAAACGGCGGCAGCUUUCCCCCCUUCCACCCAGGCGCUAUGCUGGACAGAGAUGUGGGGUAGGUGUGGAGUUAUACAGAAAGAGACUAUAUCUUAAACAAGGGUCAUUUCAGUUUAUUGUAAUUUGUUGUCUUGGCAGAGAUGUGUUUAACUUAAGGUGCUAAUAUAUAAUUCAUCAGUACAGAUCUGUUUUGAUGCUUCAAAGCUUAAAUUCUUCAAAUUCUCAUAGUGGAAAAAAAUACAGUGAAAGCUCAUUACACUGAGAGCUGAUUGAUUGUAACAGUGGAGGUUCAAUAUGUGUGUUAUUUCUCCCUCCACACAGGCCUACACCCAUGUACCCACCAUCAUACAUGGAGCCUGGAAUGGGGUGAGUGCGCUGACUGAAAAAAAAUUAAUCCAGAGUUGCAAUUCGUCUUAGCACGGAUGUAAUUUACAAGAUGAGCUUCCUCUAAAGUCUACAUCACUGUUUUCUGUUUUAGGAGACCCACACCGUACGGGAACCAGACAGAUUACCGGAUAUAUGAGCUGAACAAAAGGCUACAGAAUUGGACGGAGGUGAGAGUCGUUUCAUCACUGACACAGAAAGUAAUAAAAACACAGUGGUGCCUUUACAAACGCAGUAAGCGUAUGUGAAUUUUGAGUCGGAUCUGAACCUGAACUAUUUCCUGUUGCCAUGUUUUCAGAUUUUCCUCUUCCAGCUGCUGUUUAUCAGUAGCUUACCACGCGAGGGAUUUUUGCUGGAAAUUAAUCCAGAGUACUCACUGACUUAAUUUACAUUCAGGCUGUAAUAGGAUUAACUGAUCAACCUGGCUGAAGCAUAAUUGGAGUGCCAUGUCCAAGUGUGCGACAGACUAUAUGCUAUGAGCCGUGUUUCAUAUGUGACAACAAAUACAUGCACAGGAAUCUGCAAGGGGGGUUACAUGUAGGGGAGAUGAUUUCACAGGGAUUGACACUAACUUUUCUCACAAGGAGCACAUAAAGAACUUUAGGGGCACAACAAGCACAGUGUCCCCUGUGAAAAAGUUUGUCUCCUCAGCGUCAUACUUGUUUGUUCUGUUCAUUUGCUGAAUCUGUUUCAUUUAGCAUCCACAUCAAUUCCUUAUCAUCUGCAAAUUUGACGGAUUCUCUUGGUGGGAUUGUGCAGGAGAGAGAGUUGUAGAAAAGUUAUAUAAGUCGUAAAUUUGGGGGAACAUGAAUUUUUAGUUUUCAUUUUUUAAACAAGACGCAAAGUCAGUCACAUUUUAUCGAUUAUGGGAGGGGCAAAAAGGGAUACUCUGGCGUAAAAUUAAGUUAGGGUCAAACACACAGUAACACUGAGUUAGACACCCCCCUGAGAGAUGAAUGUUGCCGACCGCUUGCUUCUCUAGUUAUACCAACUUUAGUAACGACCGCAGGAUAGCAAUACAGAGAGCCGUGUGCUCAACCAAAACGCCACUCUAUAGCCACAAAUAAUGCUCAGAACAGCACCUAACUUCAUCAACAGGACAUAUAGGGUCCCAGCCAUAAUACUAGCCACCAAAUAUCUUUUUAACUUUGACUGAUUUCUUUAGGAAAGAGACUAAACACAACUCACCUACUCUCUUCCAGCAGCCGUUUGUUUGUAGCGAGACCUCAGGCCAGUCCAUUACGGACUACAGCGGGGUGACGCUUUUUACUCUGGAAUAUCCCUUUAAGUUGUAUUAGUUGUGCAGCCCUGAUUCAUGGGAUUAAAGACUCUGUAACUUUUCUUCCUUUGUCUACAGGACUGUGACAAUCUCUGGUGGGAUGCUUUCACCACAGAGUUUUUCGAGGAUGACGCCAUGCUGACCAUCACCUUCUGUCUGGAAGAUGGACCCAAAAGAUACAGUAAGGUUUCUUCCGUACAGAUGAGCAUUUUCAUGUCCUGUAUGAAGAUGUGUAUUUCAAUUUAAAUGCUCAUGGUUUUACUUUGAUAGUGUGUUGUAUAUGAAUGUCAGUUGGCAGAUCCAUCCACUAAAGCUCAAUUUCAUAUUUCAGUUAAGUGACUUUAUCAGCCCACAAUGCCUACAUGUGUCAGCUGUCAGGGUUUGCAUCACUCCAUGUGCACAUAUAAUUUUUAUUUAAAACCUUUUUUCCAUUUUCCUCAGCAAUCGGCAGGACGUUGAUUCCCAGAUACUUCCGCAGUAUUUUCGAGGGGGGCGCCACAGAACUGUUCUACGUUCUGAAGCACCCGAAGGAGUCCUUCCACAGUAACUUUGUGUCCCUGGACUGCGACCAGUGCACCAUGGUGACCCAGAACGGCAAACCCAUGUUCACGCAGGUAAAGUUACUGUGAUGCUGGAUGUAAAAGAAAAUUCAGCUGUUGUUUACGACUCCUAACUCAGAUUUCCCUCAUGUGUGUCAGGUGUGUGUGGAGGGUCGCCUGUACCUAGAGUUCAUGUUCGAUGACAUGAUGAGGAUCAAGACGUGGCACUUCAGCAUCAGACAACACAGAGAGGUCCUACCGAGGAGCAUUUUGGCUAUGCAUGUGAGUUUCAGACUACAGACACUGCUAAAGAGGGUUAGGGACUCAUUACAAGAAAACAAUAAUUAAAGGAAGGAGAUUAAAAUCAAAAUUUUGAGAUUAAAAAAAUCGAAAUCAUGUCGAUAAAGUUGAAAUUUCGAGAUUAAAAAUUGAAAAUUUUAAUUAAAGUCAAAUUUGAGAGUAUAAAGUGUCGAAAUGUCAUGAAUAAUAUCGAAAUUUUGAGGUUAAAAAAAUAAAAAAUUGGGAUUAAAGGUAAAAUUUGGAGAUUAAAAUUAGCAUGAAAAAAAUUGAGAUUUUGACUCUCUUAAAUUUCGACUUAAAUCUAGAAAUUUUGACUUUAAUCUUGAAAAGCAAAUUAAAAAACAAUUUCCUCCUAUAAUUAUUUUUUUCUAAAUGCAAAAACUGCACAUAUAUUUGACUGUGUUAUUGUUCUCAACAAAUCUCACAGGAUCCCCAGAUGCUGGAUCAGCUGGCUAAAAAUAUCACCAGGUGUGGGCUGUCAAACUCCACCCUCAACUACCUCCGUGUAAGAAGCUUCAUCUAUGAUACCUGAGCCUUUUUAGAUUUUUAUUACAUUGUGCAGCAACCAGUCCUUAUACCUCCUCUCUUUGUCUUCCCUGAAGCUCUGUGUGAUAUUGGAGCCCAUGCAAGAGUUGAUGUCAAGACACAAGACCUACAGCUUGAGCCCCAGGGACUGCCUGAAGACCUGCCUCUUCCAGAAGUGGCAGAGAAUGGUAGCACCUCCAGGUAACAAGAGACACUUUCAGAGUUGUCACUCUCUCUAAAUGUCCCUCACAGGCCCAGAUGCAGGUACAGUUGCACAGUCGUCUCCUACGAUGUAACAACAUGAUUGUGAGAACAUAUCUUUGUGUGUCUUCUGGUAGCCGAGCCAGCCAGACAAGCUCCAAACAAGAGGCGGAAAAGGAAGGUGUCGGGCGGAAGCACCGUGAGCUCCGGCGGAGGCAGCAAUAACAACAGCAACAGCAAAAAGAAGAGUCCAGCAAACAGCUUUUCACUCUCCAGCCAGGUACCUGUAAGCAUUACAUCUACUUUGACCUCUCUCUGAACCUGCUAGAUCAGCCGAGCAAGGUCUGUGGGUGGAGGGUGGGAAAGAAAGAAAGGACAGUGAUGAGUGGGUGUAGGAGAUUUUGGCUGGGAUUUGUAUGUAGGAGUAGUUGUAGCAAGAGGGACAGAGAUAGCAGAGAGAGCUUCUGGAGGGGGGAUUGGAUACAGAUGUGGUUUGGGUUCUGGGUUUACUCCUGUAAUGUUAGAUCUAGAGAGUUGACCCCCUGAUGUGAACCAGUGAUGGGCAGUCCCUGGUCCUCUGGGGCCACAGGUUUAUGGGUUUAUAUAGAGGAGGUUCAAGUGACCUCUAACUCUAAAUUUUAGGGCCAUGGGUUAGGGUUACCUUGCUCUGAUUAUUUUUUGUGGAACAGUCAGGUUUGAUCUCCAAAUGAACUUUGGUUUUAGUGUUACCACUAAGUCUAUCAGAGCACAUGACUCACACAGCACUGCUGUCUUUGCUUACGUGGUUGUUUGAUUGAGCGAACGAGACCCGAGGUGGAAUGAAAACCCCCUGAUGCAGCACUCAAGGAUCAGGGAUGCCCACUGCUGGCCAGUAGGGAGGGUCCCUCGACCCUGGUUCUUGGAACAGGGGCAGGGAAUCAGGCCCACAUGGACUACUGAACUGUCGUGUUAGACGCCCUAAAACAUUGUCCUUGUGUGAAAAGGUUAAGAUAAAAAGGACGAUAAUAACCUUAAAGUCAAUCAUUGGAACACUUGAGUCCCUCAAACCUAGCGUGAAGUUUAACUGAACUGCAUUUCAUCAGUCAAACUUAGAUCAUAAAGUUAGAUCAUAACUAAGCCACAAGCAAGACACGCCACAGUUACAGCUCGUCCAUACAGUCAGUCAUUCGGCGCGCACCCCUGUAUUAUGGGGAUAAUAUGUACCGGCCCUUGCUGUCCCCUUUAGGACGUGAUGAUGGUGGGAGAGCCCACUCUGAUGGGAGGGGAGUUUGGUGACGAGGACGAGCGUCUGAUCACGCGGCUGGAGAACACGCAGUUCGAUGGGGCGAAUGGCCUGGAGGAUGAGGACAGUUUCAACAGCUCGCCUGCACUGGGGGCUCACUCGCCCUGGAACAACAAGGCUCCCUCCAGUCAGGAGAGCAAGAAUGACAACUCCCAGUCAUCCCAGUAGAGUGCUAAGGGACCAGACUGCCCCCCUUUUUUUUGAAAAGCUUAAAAACAAAACUGGGAUCCACCUGAGCCAACACACUAGUGAGAGGAGUCAGGGAGGAAGGCCUCGAGAAGUUGUGUUCAGUUACUUUCUGUUUCUUUUGUUCCGUUCUGUAUUUUUUCGACAAAAACGAGAAUGGUCAGAGAAAGAAACAAAAGCGAUGGACUGAUCGAGCUGUCGCCUGAAGGACAGUGUCAGCAGAAGCCCUCUCGCUCCCUCAUAUUGUUGCACAUGCUCAGUGGUGCUCAGCCUUGGCCCUUAGCUGCUCGGCUUUAGCCAGUCCUCCUUAGAGGUGUGGUGAGACUGGCGGGGUGUGUGCAUGCGUGUUUACCCCCUGCCGUCGUAGCUCACCGCAGCGUUUGAGCCAAAGUCAGCAUGUCCUAAAGCCUGAGUGCUGUCAUGGCGACCAUGUCAGUGGGUUCUUGUUCCAACCUCGGGUCUCGCAGGCGUGCGUUUCUCUUGACGACGCACUUUGUUGUUUCUGUUGUGCUCAUGGUCACGGGGGAAAGGAAAGCUUUUACUUAACGUAUUGUUCUUGCAGGCUGCAGAAAUCUGUGUGCACUCUUAGUGGUAAAAACUCAACGUUCGGUUUUUUAAAAACUCAAUCAUUUGUUUUUGUAGGACCUGGUUGGAACAAAAACCUGUACAGUGCCGGAGCUUGAGGACCGGAGUUGAGAACCACUACGCUAAAUCUUAAACACACACUCACACACACACACACACACACGCACCACACAUUAACACUGACACACACACACACAUACACACACACCCAGAAGAGUGCUCACACCAACACACACUCACCUACACCCACGGCCUAAAACAUUGAGGUACUGGAGACAGGUGGUACGCAGCAUGUCUGGACCAGAGCACCAGACGCUACAGAAGUGUGUUUUUCAUUUUCUAUGUUUUCGACUUGUUUUGAAAUUUUUUUUUAUUUUUGUAAACAAUUUCUAAAAAAUAAACAGACAAGCAAGCAAAGCAAACAAAAACACCCCAGACUAUUCUUUGCACUGUUUUCCACUGUUAACUCCAAUCUAUUUUUCUUAUGAAUUGACGGUGUAUUUUUUUCUUUUUCUAUUAUUGCUAAUGUAAGAACUGUAAAACAUCUGAAACCUGCAGUAUAUUAAUGUAUAAGUAUUGCUGUUAGAUCAUUCUUCUUGUGAUGGUAAUAACUUUCAUGUAAGUCUGUGCUUGAUAUAAUGUCAUCUGUCCGUGUCAGACACCACCCUGUCACCAGGUGCAUUGGCGUCAGUGCUAGAGUACAAGUGUGGAGAACAAGGCGAAGGUUUUGUACUACAUCUCCAAAGCAGCACACUGAAAAACCUCUUUCCCUCACUAAAAUUUCCCAUCAAGCACCUGUUUGAAUCUGUCAACAUGUCAUUGCAGAACUGUUUGCUUUGUCUUAAAAAUCUCUAUCUGGGGGAUCCUCUCUUUAGAAAACAUGGUCACAGAAAACUUCUCAAAUUUGCUACUCAAAAAAAUAUUUUAAAAACGAGUUUUGACAGGAUUGUAAAAUAAGAAAAAAGACUUUUGUAUUAACUUAAGUUUCCCAGAAAUGUUUUUAAUCACAAUUAAGAAAGCUGCAGACCAAGGAGCUACAUGUAAAGACUCUUUCGAUAUUGAUUACACUGUGCUGUUUUCUGUUUUCUGAAGAAUCAUUUUGUUGGCUUUACUCCUCAUGUUUGUGUCUGUGCUUGUAUAUUUUUAGGUAGUAAUUUCUGUAAAAGUUAUUCUAUGUAUUCCUCCCUAGAACUAUGAGAAACUCAAUCUAAUGUAAAGAGAUGAAAAGCUUCUUAAAAGUUUUUUUAAACGUGAUUUUUAAUGGUACAAUCACUGAUAAAAGAAUUUUGCCCUCAUGUUAGCAAACUGUAUUUAUUUUUCUAUGUACUGACAUUCUGUUAAGGUCCAGCUCACCUGUACAAUACUCAUAAUUAUAUAUGGAGGAGUUUGUGGGACUGCAGACUCACAUAAUGCUAAUAGAGGUCAUUCCUUUGUGUUUUUUUUAGCAGACAGCUUUGACGUUUAUCAGGCCUGUGUAUGACGGCUCAGUACUUUACGCCAUUCCCUUUCAUUGUACGCAUCUGGAUGAACCGAAAAAUGUUUUUUUCCUCAAGAAUCCACAUCUAGAGAAAGAAUUAGUCAUCCUUUUCUGUGGAGUUGCUCUGUUUUGGGUUGAGUCAUCCACUGACAAAGAGCCCCAGAUACAGGAAAUAUGCCACGAUGGCACAAGAUUUGCUGAAAGUGGAUCAAAAUCAGAACCAUGAAAUUGUUGUAUUUAUGAGUUUCUGCUCUGUAAAUGAAAAAUACAAAGGAGAUAUUUCAGAAGAUAUGCAGAUCACUUCUUAUCCUGAAGUGAAAAACCCUGCUUUCAUAAAAAUGACAAAGUUGAGAUUAAGUUUUGGUCUUCUGCAAACUCCCAGAGAGAUUGGACAUCAUUUACCUGACUCACCAGCAGGGGUCUCUCAGAGCAGCCGCACAGACUGGGAGUGUCAGAAAUUCCUCCAUCAUUAGAUCUGGCAGGAUCCGUAUCUGUAAAUCCACUCUGAGCUGCAGGCUGUUGUGUUAAAAUCCCUUUUCAUUGUCCCUCAAACCUCUAGUCUCAUUUUUGUGGAGUAUGAACUCAGCAGGCCGACAGAAAUGAAUCUAGAGGACUUUUCAACGCCCUGCGUUUCCUAGGUUGACUGAAUUUAGGGAACGAGGGUUUGUGAUAUGCGAGACAGAGAUGAGAUGGAAAGGCAAUGCACCCAUCGCUGGCUCCUGUAGCACCUCACCAUAGGGGUGAUUUUAUAUCUAUAUUUUUUGCCAGGUUUCUGUCUGAUAAUUCAUGUAUGGUAUCAAUAAAGAUGAAUUUUCACUGAAAAACCCC